Molecule: messenger RNA, 5596 nt
Organism: Orussus abietinus
Lineage: Eukaryota; Metazoa; Arthropoda; Insecta; Hymenoptera; Orussidae
Gene: kibra
Product: protein kibra
Exons: 13
Coding region: 367-4377 (1336 amino acids)
Biological process (GO): regulation of DNA-templated transcription; regulation of hippo signaling; cell migration
Cellular component (GO): cytoplasm
Molecular function (GO): kinase binding; molecular adaptor activity
Source: RefSeq, a predicted model, not a curated record
GGGUGGAACGGGCUCGCGAGUGCGCAGGUGGUCGCGUGGUGCGCGGGGCGACCUUGACGGAGUCCCUCCGUCCGCCUCUCGCUCCCGAGAGAACCGGAGCGGAGCCCGCCGACGAGGAUGGACGAGUUAUUAUGGUGAAGUGAGGAGUGCGCUCGCGGCCGGGUAAUCGCUCGGCCGUCGUGUGUCUUGCUUAAAGUGCCCGACAGCAGUGCCGUCCGGUGGUCCCGUUCCCCGGGUAGGUCCGGUGGCCUUCUUCGCGGUUUCCUCCGGGGCCGACCAUGUUAACGGUGGAAUUCCGCUCGAGAGGAAUCUGAAGGCGGGGACUCUGACGUCACUCCGCUCAUGAUAAUGAGAGCGCAGUGAAAUAUGCCAAGGAGACGGAAUGGGGAGAUACCGCUUCCGGAAGGGUGGGACGUCGCCCAGGACUUCGACGGCAAGGUGUAUUUCAUCGACCACAACACCAGGAAAACGACCUGGAUCGACCCUAGGGACAGAUUCACGAAGCCCCAAACCUUCGCGGACUGCAUCGGGAACGAGCUUCCGCUCGGCUGGGAGGAGGCCUACGACAAGCACGUGGGCGCUUACUACAUUAAUCAUGUCAACCAGACGACGCAGCUCGAAGACCCCCGGCAGGAAUGGCGAGCUAUCCAAGAGGCCAUGCUGCGGGAGUACCUUCAGACUGCCCAGGACGUACUCGAGGCCAAGAAGGAGAUCUACGACGUGAAGCAGCAGAGGCUGUGCCUCGCCCAGGACGAGUACAACCAUCUCAACAAUGCCCUGACGACUCUCGGCGCCUCCCGCACCAGUCUGUGUUCCAGCUCGAGUUCCUUGAGCACGAAAUACGACCCUGACCUUCUCAAAUCCGACGUGGCCCUAGCCAGGAGUCGAGUCUCGCGUCUCAAGCGGGAACUGGAGCAGAUCCGCGCGGAGAUGAACUGCACGCAACGAGGAGUCGACACCUUGGCCAGCGUCGAGCAGAAGCUGAGCGCCCACAAUGGCGGCUGCUACAACAUCACCGAAGCGCAGGCCAUUAUGACGGAGCUGAGGAACAUCCAGAAAUCGCUUAGCUCCGGCGAAAAGGAGAAGGCUGAGCUGAUGCAGUCGCUGGCGCAGUUGAAAGACGAACUGACGAGGUUGCAGCUUUGCGAAGGGAGUCCAGAGGCGAGCACCUUGAGUCUUCCGCAGGAGAAGCUGAGCACGGCCUCGCAGACCGACCUCUCCGGCGAGCUGGUGCCGAUCGGCACCAGACUGGCCGAAAUGGCGAGGAUGAGGCUGCAGUACGACGAGGCGAGGAAGAGAAUCCAGCAGAUUCAACAGCAGCUGGCCGACCUCGAGGAGAAGGUGAUGCCUGGUCAGACGGAGAGCGACAAAGACAAGCUGCUGCUCUUCCAGGAGAAGGAGCAGCUGCUCCGGGAACUUCGCAGCAUCACCCCGCGUACUAGAACGCAGCAGGACAUGAAGAAGAUCCAGAGUGAAAUCAGGAGGCUGGAGCAGGACCUGAACAACGCCCUGGAGCUGUCGAACAAGACCAUCACCGACAGGGUGCGCUUGCACGAGGAGAAGCAGCUGCUGUUGCAACAACUGCGCGACGCCCUGCGUUCCAUGGCGAUGCUGGAGGGCCAGCUGAAGACCCUGAGCGCGAGCACGCUGUCGGUAAGCAGCAGCUCCAGCCUGGGCAGCCUGAGUACGACCAGCAGCAAGGGCUCUCUGAGCUCCGGACUCAGCUUCACGGACAUCUACGGUGGACCCCAAUGUCUGGGGCCUGUCCAACAGGAGAGACCCGUCGACAUGGUGGACCUGCACAGGAGAGUGGAAAGGCUGCUUAGGGGGUCGGAACAAAACCUCGGCACCCUGGGCACGCCCUCGCCCGGCAGGUCGCAGCCGAGUCUCUCACCCAGGUCCAGCCUGUCCAGCGUGAGUCCCCCGGUUUCGCCCCUCUACGAGAACGCCCCCGUGGGCCCACCUCCGGCCUACGAGCAGGUCGAGAUGCAGAGGCGCCACCAGAGGCUGCUGGCCUCCAACUCUUCGCCCUUGGACAGGAACCAGCUCGAGGACAAACUCGCCGAACUCAGGCUCAGUCAGCAGGCCAUCCAAGAGCAGCUCGCGGCUAACGCGGAGCACCGCAAGGCGAGUCCUCAGCCUCCGAUGGAGCUCCAGUCCGGGAACAUGUCGCAAGGCAGCGGCCUGGGCAGGCCGGCCCUGCCUCUUCCUCAGGAGCCUCCCCUCUCGCCUAUCAGCGAAACCCCGCCGCCCAUGGGCAUUCGGUCCAGGGCCAGCAGUUCGGGGACCAACACCAGGUCCGUCUCGGCCGCCGUAUCCGACGAGAGCGUCGCCGGCGACUCCGGGGUCUUCGAGGCCUCCAACAGAAGGCGGCUUUCCGGCCUGCUUGGCAUCGAUCCUCUUGCUCUCGGCGAGAUGAAUCUGGAGACGGCCCAAGUGCAGAUCAAACUCAGGUAUUCGGUCAGUGAUGGACUCCUUCACGUCGGCAUCGAGCGGGCGAGGAACCUGGCUGCCCUCUUCAUUCCUGACAACUCGCAAGUGUACAUCAAAACAGCCUUGCUUCCAAUGCAGCCCCCGGUCGGGCACGUGUGCAGCACGAAGCCCGUUACCGACCUGAGGAAGCCCAACUUCGGCGAGACAUUCCCCAUCGCCGUCCCGCUCAAUAAGCUUUACACGAAAACGCUGCAAGUCAACGUCUGGUGCACCGGCGGCGAGUCUGAGGAGUGCUUGGGUUCGGCCCAAGUCUCGCUGGCAGACUUCAGUCCGGAAUCGCCUAGCGUGAAGUGGUACAACAUCCUCUCGUUCCGCUUCAUGCAACCCUCAACCUCGGAGACGCCGAGUACCAGCAAUAGCGUAAUAUCUGGGAAACAAGGGAAGCACGAUAAACAGGAGUCCGAUAUCUCCAUGUACCGAGGCACCCAGGCGCAGAACACUAAGGAGGAAAGCAGCGACGAGAGCACCAUCAUCAGCUCCCAGACUUCAACCUUGACGAGGAAUCAAGGCUGCGAGGAGUUACAGACCGCGGUCUCCCUGAGGCUCGAGGAGCUGGCUAAUUGCCUGGGAAGCCCCGAAGAGGAAGACGAGGAAGGAGACAGCGACAGCGGCAGCGAGGACAGCGACGAGGAAGGCAUCAUCGUUGAGUUCAUGAUGGAGGAGAACGUUCUCGAGGACGUUCUCGAACAUGAGGAGGACGAGGAACUCGCCGAAGAGGAGAACCAUACUCAGGACAAAGAGACGAACACCGAGUGCGUCUUCAUACCGGAACAGGGCAAGCAGAGGAGACUCUCUGCGGCCGGGGUUGUACCCGGUGCCGUCCACGACGACAAGAACUCCAUCGUCAUCAAACGAAGCCAAACGUUCUCCCCUAGCGCGGCCGUUAGCAGAAAUCAUUAUAUAUGUCGGCUGAACCGAAGUGACAGCGACAGCAGCAUGCCACUUUACCGCAGAGGUGGGCCUUUCCAACGAAAUUCCGUUGAGAGACGGUCCCUCCGAUGGCGACGUCCGUCUUCUGCUCUGAGCUGUAAAACAGCCUCGAAAAAAUCCAAUCACCUGCCACCCACGGCCAGAACGUCUCUGGAUCUCGAGCUGGAUCUACAGGCUCAGCACGCUAGGUUGAAUAAUCUCCACGACGAGCUGAGCAGGCUGCGAGACCUGAAACAAAGGCUGGAGCAGGCUCGCGAGAAGGGUGAUACAGACCUGGCCGCUUGGCUGCUGGAGGACCACAAGUUCCAAACUCUGAUGACUCAAGCAGAGAGCGGGAAGAACGGGAAGAGCGCCGAGGACCGAAAAGUCGAAAAGAUGCUGAAGAAGACCUCGAAGGAGAUCUACAAGCUGAGGAAAACGAAGGCAGGGAAGGGAAAACCCGACAUUAUUUCCUUCAAGGAGAAAAUGGCCUUCUUCACCCGCGUGAACGUGAACGUUCCCGUGCUUCCUCCGGAGGACUUUUCGGAGCUGACUUCGCCACCGGUACCUAGUGCCCAACACAGGAGAUACGCAUCGGAACCGGCCACUGGUCAGUCCGUUACCGAUCAUGGUCGGGGUGGUGCCGGUCAGGUCCCAAGGACCGGCUUGAGACCCGUCGUUCAUGGGGCAACAAACGGCAUGUCGACGACGACGGUGAACGGUGUCUCCGCGGGAACCGGAGGCAAGACGGUCAAUGCUGCUUCCAAGAGCGUAGCCGUUCCUGCCGAAAAUUCGGGAAAUGCGACGAACAGUUUAAACAGGUCGGAUAGGUCGAGCAAACCUACCAGGGAAGCUGAAGACAGCAAAAGCACCCAGGGAGCCGGAGGGACGGCCAAGCCAACCGACGAAACCGGCGAUAACGAGCCGAAGAGGUACGAGUACGUCGUCGACAGGGUCCUAGGUGUCGAAGUGUAAUCAUGCGUUAGCUAGAAUGGUACUCGUCGAUAUUCCGAGUCGCCUUUAAACUCGGAGCAUAUGCCGGAGUGAUUGGCGUCUUCCUGAUAGUUAAAUAGCUCAUCCUCGACCCUGGAACCGAAGGAGACUCGACCACGAAGAUCGGUCUCAUCGGAUGCUCGAUGCCGACGCCACGGGGCAGGUGCCAUGCAGGAACCAGGAGUCCUGAGCAAAUAACAUAGUGGACCGCGAGGGGGGGAAAAGAGAACUCUCGCGAAGAAUUCCCGAGCCAGGAGAGAUUCUAUUUGCCAAACUCCUUCGAAGCGAGUCGAUUAUCGAUGACGAUGUCGACGCUCAUUAAGAGGAGAUUUCGAUCUGACUUCAUACCUGGUGGACUCACCCCGCGUAAACAGUUUUUCCGCUGUGUUUCUCGAUAUCGAAGCAAGCUUUAACAGAAAGCGCAUUUCGUGAAACGAGCAACCACGCUGAUCCCUUGACAACGAUAUUCCUAAAUAUUAAAUUGUGGGUUCUAACGCCGGUUUUCUUUUCUGGAGCUUCGGGUAACUCCUUGCGCUAGCCUCGAGGAGCGGGGAGGAACUGCCGGGUCGGUCCACCUACUCUGUAGAAGGCAAAUCUGGAACAUCUCUUAUGAUAUGAGCAUCGUUAACGGGAGCGACGGUCGCUGUCGUUUCUCCUACCGCUACGUUUAAUUUCCAGGAGCCAUCAGUGGUUUUUGUCGUGGUCCAUCGUCGUUGGUGUCGUUCGCACUCGACGCUGGUCGUAACUUCGAAAUCGUUACCACCGCUACUCCCACUAGCCAAUUCGCGAGCGUGACCGCGACGAAGGAGCUCUGUACAUACACGAGAGUAUAAAUUAUUUAAUUCCGACGUCGGUUGAUACUAUUUAAUUAUUGACUAGUUGUACAGAUCAAGCCGGGCUCCGUAUUGGUCUCGAGCGUUAUUUGGUGUCCUUGCGAGCCGGGGCGCACGACCCACCGAGCAGCUGGUCUGCGAUUUGUGAAGAUAUUAGUAGAGCUUGUGCCCCGGUUGCUUGAAUUAGCCCUUGAGUCGGCACCGAGGUCCGGACCCUCGAUUGUAAAGAAUUCCCAACGCCACUUUUAACGUCUCGCUUAAAAUUCCAAUUCCUUAAGGCGAAGUGAAACACGUCGAGGAACUUGAUCGACGUCGAUAAAGAUUUUUCUAAAUGCCUACGUUACCGACGUUCGUUUUUAUAUCGACAG